Molecule: messenger RNA, 5936 nt
Organism: Tauraco erythrolophus (red-crested turaco)
Lineage: Eukaryota; Metazoa; Chordata; Aves; Musophagiformes; Musophagidae
Source: RefSeq, a predicted model, not a curated record
AACGCUCCAGAAUUAGGCCAACCUCCUGGUAAUUGGCACGGUUUAAAAAGGAGCCCUCAGGAAAACAGCAUAGAAAGUUCUGGACAUCAGGACAUCUCAAAUCUUCCUGCUGCUGUGCAACUGGCUGAGAGCAUAUCCCCAUCAAUUCCAGGACCCACAAGCAUCAGUAAUGAAGGCAUCAGUAGCUACAGUGCUGAAGAUUUAUCCAAUCCAAAUUCAAGCAUGGUGUCUUCAGAGGUGACAGGACAGAACAGUGUCUUGCAAGAACAUGGAGGACAAACAGGCUCUGAUUUCUUAAAGCAGGCUGCAGAAGCAAGAGAGAGAAGCCUGCCUACCUCAACACCUUUGGCAGACUGUGCCAAGGAACAUGUCACAGCAGAUCUCACAAGCAGCAGUGACAAGUUACCAACCUCAGGCUGCAAUGAAGCAGUGCCAUCGCCAGGUCCAGCAAAUGGCAAAGAAGAGGGAAUAGCACAUGCCGUGUCUGCGGACAGAGGCCCAAAACGUGACAAUACUGCUGCCACUUCUGUGAAAAACAGUGAGAACGAUCCCAGAAAGCCAAGCCUGGAGCCCAGCCCUCCUGCAGCAAUUGCAGAAAUGCAAGGAGUCGCACAAAUGAGUUCCAGUGAAUUAGGAUGGCUCUGGCAGAGUGAACAGCUGGGUGGCAUGAGGGAACCACAUGUCAGCACAUUUCCCCAGGAUAAAGAAGCAGGAGGUUAUUUUACUGCUCAGGAGGCCAAGCAGGAGCGAGGAGUUUUGGAAGUAGGUCAGCUGCAGACUAUAAUGCAGCAAGGUAGACAGAACACAGAUGGUGGAGAGGGCCUGCUAAUGAAAAAGGAAACCUUAAUCCUAAAUUAUCCAGCAACAGGAGGCUCAGACAGUGAAAAAUUUGGAGCAAUUGUGAAUGCUCGGGGCUUCACUGAGAUCAGUGAAGUCUGUAAUCUACAGAUGGGGGCUGUAACAACAGCUAAAGGGAAUGAGGCAAAUCCAGCUCUAUCUGGAAGCAAAGGGGAGCAAUCAGAAGCCCGUACUUUAAUGUCAGAGUUGCCUUCCAACCCUCCACAUCUCUUCCUGGUCCCAAAGCCUGGAGAGCCUUCGAGGGAAUACAUGCCUGAAAAUGACUCUCAAGAUGCGAUGAGGAGUGAAGCAUUGAAAACAGCCUCUGAAAAAAACGAACUUGUUUUUCAAAGAGAGCUUCAAAAGGAGGAUGAGCUCGUUAGUGCCGAGCAUUUCAGUGUGCCUUUAUCAUUUAAGCGAGAGGAAGAACAAAAAUCAGCUGUCACAACUGAGAGCCCGAAAGAUGAAGCCAGUAGCAGUGAAAUUAUAAAAGCUGAUGAUGUGUCUGGAGAAAGCACCACACUUUCUGAAACAGAAAGUAUUAUCAAUCCUACCAAGGAAAGUUCCCUGGUAGAUAAAAGACUAUUGCUGGAAGAAUAUGCAUUAAGUACUUCUCUGAGCAGAUGCACAGAGCUGAAUCAAAAAGAAACUGAGGUGGGUGUAACAGGAGAAAAAAAGGAAAUCAGAACAGAGGAGGCACAAGAGAAAUUACCUGAAUUAAAAGAAAAAACAGAAACCAGUGAAUUACCUGAGGGGUCCAGUGGGGCAGAAAGGCAAUCAUUGAACUCUGUUAGUAGCCACCACCAGGACGUGGGAAAUACCAAUUUGGGACACAAUCCUGAAGAACUCAGUCUUUGUGAAAAGACUUCAGCAGGUGACUUAAGGGAGGAAGAGAGGGAAAAACCCCUGAAUUUAGACAGCAACUUUAAAUCGCCCAAAGACAAUUCACACUCUCUUAGUUGUAAACCUGAACAACAAACGAGUAAAGAGAAAACAGCUGCCACAGAUGAUCUGGAGAAUAAGCUCGUGGCUUCACCGCCAUUUCCAAGGGAAGAAUGCCCACCGAGUUUUCACUGCUGUACCACUGAAGCAGAAGACAAAGCUUUGGGCCAGCCAGGCUGUAACGGGACUGAAAAGGUUUGUUUAGCCAGUGCACACAGUCCACUGCUCCUCCACUCUGAGAACAACACUGUUCAGCAGAGUAAGCAGGAUGAGUCCUGGGAAAAGGCUUUUGCUGGAGAAACUGUGUUAGAAUCUGACUGCCAAACUGAGAGUCAAGAAAAGCCUGAGAGCUGUAGCGAGUCAGAAGAAAGUGCAAAGAUGCACAAAUCAAAACUCGAGCUCCAGGGCUUAAAUGAGUUGGCAGGGACUACGGAUCGCAUGGCUGUACAAACCGAGGAGGCCUCACGGGAUUCGGAAACCAAAGAAUGGAUCGGUCACAUCACCGAAGUGCCUCACAGCGAUCCGGAGCAAGGAACUGCAGCUGCAGCUGCGCAAAGCAGUGCUGUGGGUGGUAAAGAAAAUAGGGAUAUUCAACAGGAGAAGCACCAAAGCGUGGUGAAAAGUUUCACGGAGGCCAAAGAUUUGGCACCGAAAAGUGAACGUGAAUCAGAUGUGCUGAUAGAAGCUCAGCAGGAGCAAGUGGCUGCAGAAAGUCACAGAAACAUGCAGAGGGAUUGUGCAGAAACCUCCCAAGCCAGAGCUGGUACUUCAGGAGUCAGUCUUCAUCCAGUUCACAUUGAGGAAGGGGGUGAUGGCCACGUCAGUGAAAACAACUGCCCCUCUGGGAGUGCCACGUGCAGCUCUUCGGAGAGCCUGGGGAGCGGUAUUGGAGAAUUGCAGGAAAAUGCAGAUGUUCCGACUGCUCUUCCCCAAGCAGAGCGAAUGGGGAAGUCAAUGUCUGGUGACAGUGGCUGGAUGUCAAAUACGGGACUCGAACAACAGAAGCACCAGAGCAGUCUGACAGCUGUCACAAGAGCAGAUGACCAGGAACACAAAGAAAGGGCACUAAAACCCAGACGGCCCUUGGACCUAAAUAAUCACAGCAACAUACCAGCAAUACCUCUAAACAUUUCAAACAACCUUAAUAAAGAAUCUCCUGUGCUAGCUCCAGCACCGAUCCAAUGCGGCUCUGACCCAGCAAAAGAAAAGGACAAGGAUAAAAGCAGUGCCGUGGUGUCAGAGAUGUGCAGCAGCAAACACGGGCAGAAUAUUUCUGGUGUGCCCAUGCUUAAUUCGCAAGAUUGCAACCAGCAAAACAAAACUGAUCUCAAGGCAGAAGAAAACUGCCACAGUAAGCAAAACUCAGACAAGCCCGAGCGGGAUAAUAAUUCUUUGAUCUCAGCGAGUCAGCAUGAAGCAGCAUGUCAUAGCGAUAUGUUUUCUAAAGAAUCCGACAAGAAUGAACAGCCAGGCAGCGUAUGCAGGGUAGAGGAUAAUACUGGUGGAAGCUGUGCUGCUGCUAUAAGCGCUCUUCCAGGGACACAGAAUUCAGCAAGUGCCACUAACAUAUCACAGGCUUUGCCAAGCGAUACGGAAAUAGCACAUACUUCUGAUAAUUCUGAGAAAAAUGAUCCGCAAAUCUCUCGUCCAGAAACUCAAGGGAAAAUGCCAUUAAUGGCAAAAAACUUGGAAAAGAUUGAAAGUCUGACUGCUGAUGGGGGAAUCAUCCGGAAAGAUGGAAACACGGAGAUAAGUUGUGAGGACAGUGCUUCUGUCGCAGACACCAGCAAUGUGAAAAGUGAUACAAGUCCAGGGGCACAAGGAUCUCCUUCACCAUCACAGGCACAUGGGGAAGUGAAUAAGUCGUACAAAUCCAGCUGCGUUCAAAAGAUAUCAAAGGAGCCUGAUUAUUGUCAAGCAAAUUUUACAGCCCUCUCUACACGGACCUCUGCACUCAGCCAUCCUAGCCAGCAACCUGGAAACAAUGGUGCUGGGGGGGAUUUACUAAAUAAUGAGCUGGAAGUUGUAGCAUGCCAAAACGCCCUAGAAAAUAACUUUAAUUUGCAGAUUGCUGCAGGUUCUCAGGUGUCUGAGCACUUAGGUCUUUCACCCGGGGUAAGCACAGGUAAAACAGCAAGUUCAGAACACAGCUUUGCGAGGAAUAUGUGCGUGGAUGAAAAAGAUGUUCCAGGCCAAAGUUUUCAGGGUGAUGGAGACAGAAGUUUAGCUCUGCCAGAGACUUUAAAUGUGGGGCAAAGUACUGGAAACUUAUCGCAGUUCAAUUCCGAGAAGCUGAAGCAAGAGAUACCUGCAAUUAAAUCCAAGGAAAUAAAAAGCGAGGUAAACUUCAAAGAAGAGCAAAGUGACAGUUCAGCAGAGUCUCUGUUCGCUCUCCCUGCUCUAGAAGGGAAGCUGCUGAGCCUUUCAUCUGUUGGUAAACAAGAAGGCUGUAAUGAGGAAACUGCAACCAAUAUCUGCGUAGAUGACAAGUGCGGUAAGAUCUUAGGGAAACCUGGGAAUUCAGAAAAAAUGGAAGAGCCUUCAAAAGAGAAUAAUAACAUAACCAGGGCAGAGAUCAGUAUUUCCAAGCAGUCUGUGGAGAGCUCUGGAAGGGAGCAUGAGGCUCUGACUUGCAGCUCUCUGGACAUUGGCUCCAGCCUCCCAGACUUUAGGGAGCAUAUCAGCCAGAUAUUUAAAAAAACGGUCCACAGCACGCUGAGUGCUGAAUUACCCCAACUUUUGUCUGAAAACCAUGCAGGCUUCAAGCAGAGUCCAGUGGCCAAGGAUACGGCAGAACUGUGCGGCGCUGAGAAGUUCUCAGAAUCAAACAAAGUGGGCAAAGGAGAAGCAGAGGGGCAAGAUUUGUCUUUAGCUACUGAGGCUUCCUGCAAAGCUGCCGAAGGCAAAUCUCUGCAACGAGAAGACGCAGUGGCAGAGCUGCCACCAGCAAGUCUCCAGGACACUGAGAAAAAGAGGCAGCCCGGUAGCUGUUUAGAAGUGGUGCUGAGACUGGAUGGCGUUACACCUGCUGAGCGCGCUCCAGAAAAUCUGCAAAAGCCAGGCAAAACCACCAAGCAUCCAGAGAGCAGUGGGAUGGAAAGAAAGGAAGGCGUGUGUGCUGGUGGCGUUGAUCCUGAAUCGCUAAUAAGCUUAGAGAUAAAGAAGCAAGGACCGGCUUCAUGUGAUGGGGCAGCAGCUGAGAACUGCCCUGCACAUUCUGACGGUCAGCAGCAACCCACUGUGGCUGUUAUCUCCACAGGCGAUGUGCAGAAGAGUGACUUAGAAGAUGCUGCUCCCGCAGAGAAAAAUAACUUAAUUACAGAGCGUAGUGCAGAACCAGUUUCAUCUGAAGAAGAUGUAAGUCUUCCCGCUGAACAGCGCCAGGAUCCUCAGCCAAAUGAACAGGGGAAAAGUGAGUACGGUGAUCCAGACACUGCCGAGAGCACCUCCGACAUGGCAGCUUCAACGCUUGUCCCGGGAGGAUCUUACAAUCAUGAAAAACUGCCGGACAGUUUUAAUGUGGCACCUGGGGAAAAUCAGGAGGCACACAUCCACAGAAAUUUUAUGCAUGACAUUAAGUCUCAGAAUGACGCGCAGAUGAUACGAGAUGAUCCAGUAAAUAGGAAAUGCUUGGAAACAUUGGAAAACUCACAAGAUGCACAACAGGAAACUAAAAUGACGGUGCAUGGGUUAAUAGAUUACUUAAAAAAUGAAGUAAGCCAGGAUGAUUGCUUGGAAACUGACUCCAAACUAGAAUCUAGCAGUAUGACUGAGGGAGACGUAAAAGAAAACCGUGACGUGGUGUUAGGCACAGCAAAAACAGGUAGCGAGGAAACUGGAGACAUGCCUGAAACAGGUACUGCGAGGAUGUUAGUCACUGGCGAAGGUGAGUUAGCUUUAAACACGAGCACUGAAGAGCAGGAGACAGACCUGUACAAAAACCACUCUCCAGCCGUUUCUGUGGUGGAGCAGGGCGAGCGUCCUGCUUGCACAGAUACCACCGUUACUGAAAAUCAGCCGAGCAAGAUGAAUUCAGAACACGAAAGCUCCCCUCAGGAUGCCGAAAGAAAACUAUCACCACUUGCAUUAACUGAGCCUAAGAACCUCGACCUCACUGAAUUUAAAGACACGGCUGCAGCAGGAUUAGCUCCUGAAAG